Messenger RNA from Gekko japonicus, 1815 nucleotides. It is a transcript of the gene EARS2, whose product is annotated as glutamyl-tRNA synthetase 2, mitochondrial. The coding region runs from base 71 to 1573 and encodes 500 amino acids. NCBI's taxonomy places the organism in Eukaryota, Metazoa, Chordata, Lepidosauria, Squamata, Gekkonidae. The record is from RefSeq and is a predicted model, not a curated record. Gene Ontology annotation, biological process: glutamyl-tRNA aminoacylation. The transcript has 9 exons. Gene Ontology annotation, molecular function: ATP binding; glutamate-tRNA ligase activity; zinc ion binding.
GCCGCGGCGCGCGGGGCGGACGGCGGGUAGACUGCGCCUGCUCGGGGAGGCUCCGUCCGGAGGGGCCGCCAUGGGGCUCGCCGGGGCCGCCGCGGCUUCCGCCUCCCUGGCGCGGGUGAGGUUCGCGCCCAGCCCCACAGGUUUCCUGCACCUGGGGGGCCUGCGGACGGCUUUGUACAACUACAUUUUUGCCAAAAAGCACGGAGGACGCUUCAUCCUUCGGCUGGAAGACACGGACCAGAGCCGGAUCGUGCCCGGAGCCGCCGACGGGAUCGAGGACAUGCUGGAGUGGGCAGGUAUCCCUCCCGACGAAAGCCCUCGCCGGGGCGGGCCGGCCGGCCCUUACCAGCAAUCUCAUAGGCUCGAUAUCUACAGAGAAGCCGUCGAGCGGCUGCUUGAGGAGGGGUCCGCUUACCGCUGCUUCUGCACACCCCAGCGCCUGGAGCUCCUGAAGAAGGCCGCGCUACAGAACCAGGAGACGCCACGGUAUGACAACAGGUGCCGCCACCUGACCGCCAAGCAGGUGGCCGAGAAGGUGAGCCAAGGGGCCGACUCCGUGGUGCGGUUCCGCCUGGAGGAAGGGUCGGAGCCCUUCCACGACCUGGUCUACGGCUGGAGCCGGCACGAGGUGGCCAGCGUGGAGGGGGACCCGGUGAUCCUGAAGAGCGACGGCUUCCCCACCUACCACCUGGCCAACGUGGUGGACGACCACCGGAUGGGGGUCAGCCACGUGCUGCGGGGGGCCGAGUGGCUGGCCUCCACCUCCAAGCACCUGCUGCUCUACCGGGCCUUCGGCUGGGACCCCCCCUGCUUCGGCCACCUGCCCCUCCUCCUCAACGCGGACGGCAGCAAGCUCUCCAAGCGGCAGGGCCACGUCUACGUGGAGCAGUUCGCGCGGGACGGCUGCCUGCCGGCGGCACUGAUGGACGCCAUCACCAACUGCGGCUCUGGGUUCACGGGGAACCGGAUGGGAAGGACGCUGGAAGAGCUGGUGGCUGAGUUCGACGUGGGCAAGAUCGAGAAGCACUCCGCCCUGCUGGAUCUGGGGAGGCUGAGCGAGUUCAACAGAAUCCACCUGGCCCGGCAGAUCGGGGACGAGAGGAGGCGGCCUGAUUUGGUGGCGGAGGUGCAGGCGUCGGUGGAGCGGGUCUACGGGGCCCAGCUGGUGGACAGAGGGGUUCUCGAGAAGGCUUACGUCGAGCAGGUGCUUCUGCUGAGGAGGGGCCACAUAAGCCGUCUUCUGGAUCUGGUGUCACCCCAAUACGCUUUCCUGUGGAUCCGGCCCACGGUGCCUCACGAGGAGCUGCAGGCCAUUUCCCUGGAGGCCGAAGAGAUAGGCCGGCUGGUCCUUGAGUUGCUGGACCAGCCGGUGGCCACCCUCACCGUCGAAGAGCUCAGCAGAGACUUGCGGCGUCUGCCGGAGCGGGUCCAAGUCACCCAGUACAGCGCCAUGAUGAAGCUCCUCCGCAUGGCCCUCAGCGGCCAGCAGCAAGGACCCAGCGUUGCCGAAAUGAUGGUCUCCUUGGGACGUGGAGAAACUCGGGCGCGGAUCCGAAGGGCCUUGCGCGGUUAACCCACCCUCUGGGGGAAAGAGACACACAGCGACACCGGGGGAGCCUUGCGUUGGGGCGCGAAGCAAGUUGGACCUCGAAGACUCCCGCAGAUCUUGCGAGCCCUUGUGGCGGCGCUCAGCGCAUCCUGCAGGAAGCAGCGCUGGGUUUCAGGACUCGAAGAAACGAUUUCCUAAUGUAAUCUCAUAGGUUGUUGUUGGUUCAGUCUUGGGCCUGAUGCGGCCAUAAUAAAAAGCGGACUCAG